GCCACAGAACGUACCAGUCCUCACUACCAUUCAUCUCCGGAGAAGAGACGCGGACGCUACAACAGGGGCGGGGGGAAAGAGAGUUCUUGGCAAACAAUUUGUGCCUGCCUGCCUGCCUCCACUUGGAUGCACUUUCUUACUUUGUAAGUCCAACUCCGACCUGCCAGCAUCCUCGGAAGGCUGACGUGCCAAAGAAGGAGAAGGCGGCGGUGGUGGUGGUGGGGGAGGAGGUGACCUCAGGAGGACACGCGGGGAUCCCAGCUCCGGGAAGAGGAGGAGGGUGAGGAGGAGGAGGAGGAAGAGGAGGAGGAGGAGGGCACAUCCUGCUGAUAGAGAGCAUCCACCAAGCCUUUCUUCCCCUCCAUACACACACACACAUGGACACUUAGGACUUGUUUUCACAGCAACUAUGACGAGGACUUAUUCGGUGAUGUGAGAUUCACGGCUUACUGCAAAUGCGUCCUGUCAUCACAUAUUAGUGAAGAUAUUUUGCAAAAAAAAGGGACAAAAAGGACAAGCUGCACGGGCGCAAAAUGGAUCUCAAUCCAAUCAGAGGUUUAUCCGAUGUCCCGUGAGUGGUGCCACCCACCCUGGUACCGCCUACCCCGACAUGGACCCCGCUCAUUCCUUUAGGAUGGAGCCGGACGGGCUGGACCUCCAGCAUGUGCCGGUGUUGUCGCUCGACCAGAUCCGCGCCAUCCGGGCCCACAAUGACUACGUGGAGCGCCCGGUGGCACUGGAGCUGGCGACCCAGUCUGGAUUUUUCUACCCCUACGACGAGCGGCGCCCACACGGAAUAUACUCGCAACAUCCUCCGUCGUCCCGCAAUGCGGCGCUACCCCGCAGUCAGAGUCAGCAGCACGCCCACAUGUCCCGCGUCAGUCGCUCCAGCACCGUGAGCUCCUCCUUGUCCCGGACCAGCGCCGGCUCUGACCAGAGGCUGUUGGCGGGUUUGACGCCCUCACACUCCGGCCUGACCUCUGUGGUGCGCACGCAACCGAAAGGGGGGCUCAAGGCCGACACCUCCCUCAGCAAAAUUGGGGCCUUGGACGAGCCGGGCGGGCACCAGUUCAUCUGCGAGCGCUGCGCCCGCUGCAAGUGCCACGAGUGCUGUGCCCCGCGCCGCCUGCCCUCCUGCUGGGCCUGUGGGCAGCGCUGCCUGUGUUCAGCCGAGAGUGCGGUGGAGUACGGCACCUGCCUGUGCUGCGUCAAGGGCCUCUUCUACCACUGUUCGGCUCAGGACGACGAGGACAACUGUGCCGAUCGGCCGUGCUCCUGCGCCCCGGCCCACGCCCUGGCCCGCUGGGGCACCAUGGGCCUCCUGGCUCUCUGCCUGCCCUGCCUCUGCUGCUAUCCCCCUGCCCGACUGUGCCUCGCCCUGUGCCGCCACGCCCACGACCGGGCCACGCGACCCGGCUGCCGAUGCAGCAACACCAACACCGUGUGCCGCAAGAUCUCUGCUUCCGACCCCAACCCGGGUCAUCCCUCUGUGAGCAAGGCUGUGGAGAAGUCACUAUGACAAGCCUGGAUGGUGGCAACGAGAUGCCAACCAUUUACUAGUGUUCACCUACCUUGUAUGCAGCCACCUGUUCUUCAGCUUGAGAGGGACCAAAAGCUUUACUGUGCCUGUUUGCCUUGGAAACCAAAAGCUGAACCUGAAGAAGAACUGAACUGAACUCGCCUUCCUCCUUCUGCCUAAUCGGGACGUCUGACACGCAUUUAUUUAUUUAUUAACAGACCGACGCUUUGUGGUCGACAGCCACCCCACAGACUGGAUCACCAGCUCACGGUUCUACUACAAGGGAUUAGGAAAUGUAGAGACUUCCACUGAAAAUUCGAAGGCCAAGGAACUGACAAACUAAACAUGCAGACAGUCACAGCACAUCUGGAAAGCUUUGACACGCCCGAGAAAUGGGACCACGCACGCAAUCUCAAUGCCAUUAAGCUCAUUUGUAUGAAGUGGACACACGGUACUGCACCAAAGUGGCGGGCCAUCGUGGCAAAUCGCAUUUGGGUCUGGUCGUAGGCAACUUUCUUGUUCCUGGAGGAUCAGAAUAAGAUUUUUGGAGCUAUCGACUACAUCGGACACCAAAAUCAAUGGGUUCUACGUAGAUGCCACGCCUCUGGAAAAUAUCAGAGAAAUGGCUUUGAACUGAAUCUGGCAAUCACUGGUGGUAGCUUAGCUAUUAGCUUCAUUUCUACCAAGCAGAUGCACAGUGCUGCUGCACUGAAGUCGAGGGCCCCCAAGGCAAAUCACAGAGCUGGAUGUUGGAUUCUGCCUGGCACUGCACCCACUUUUAAUGUGAUCCUCCACCAGUUAGCAACAGUCUCCAUGUGCUACCCGUCUUGUACAAAUGCCUUCGAAGUGAACUUGUCCUCAUCCCAAGUCGAUGACAGCCUCGGACUUUUAGUGCACACGGGUGACUUCCUGGUUCCUGGAGGAUCAGAUGGUUGAACCUGCCCACACUUUUGACUAGUAUGCAAAAAAUCUCUUGGAAUUUGUUCUUUGAUUGAUGGUGGUGGCCCCAGACUUCCGUGCAGUACCCUACGAGGUUUUCAAUGACAGGGUGGGCUGGGUGGACAUUUGUCCUUCGAGUCUGUGUGUGUCUGCGUGUGUACGUGUGAUGAAGGAGUUGUCUUUGUCGUCGUCUUAUUUUUAGCCUCGCCGCUACAUCUUUGCGCCGGUCCGCUCGGGUUUCCCCGCGCGUAAAAGGCCGCUGCCCGAACUCCGGUCGGUCCUCCUCGCAUCGCUCGCUCGCCUGCCUGCCUGCCUGCCCUUUCCGGCAGUUUAUUCUAACAUCCCUCCGGCCGCGUCUGGCUCUCCUCUUUGGCCGCCCAGUGGGCUAAAAGCCUUCCGUCGAGAGUUGAUCAGACGGGCAAUUAUCUCCGUGAUUGCUUUUAAUGGGCCAGACGAGAACGCAGGAAGGAGUUGCGGUGUUCUGGCGGACGGAGAAGAAGGCGGGAUGGAGGGGGGGGAAGGACGAGGCUCAAGUUUCCUGACGUGUGUGUGCAUGAGUGCGCAUGUUUGCAAGUGAAGGUGCGUGCGUGAGUGUUUGUGGGAUGCAUGAAAACAACACCCGACGCGUUAAAACCUUCCUUUGCCAUUCUAUUUUUAUAUGUAUGCAGAUACGAGCGAGUGGGGUUGAAAUGAUUUUUUAUUGUGCUUCCACGGUUGUCAAUUCAGGAACUUUUGCGGCCAAGAACACGGACAAAACAAUCAAAAAAGGAUGGUGAAGGAUUUAGUGGGAUUGUCUUUGCACAAAGAUGGAAAAGAUCCCAUUUGGCAGCACAAUAUUGUGAAACGAUUGUUGUUUUUUGGCAGCCAAUCCGAGAAUAGACUGAAUGAGCUGAACCUUUAUGCAAAGUGGCAUUUGGAACUGCUCCUCUUGAAGAAACUCUUUUUCUUUGAAACAAAACAAAACUUGAAUUCAUUCUCGGAUGUGCUGUGCGCAUAGAGGUACGUGUUAUAUUUGAUAUUUCUUUCUUUCACAAAGAUUCCAUAAUGGGAUUUGUUUUCAUUUUUGGUUUGCGGUUAAGGUUAGCUACAGCGGGUGUGGGCAACCUUUUUCCAAUCUGGGGCCAUUGCAGUCCUCCAAGGGCUAUAUUGAUCGAUUAAAAAUGAAUGAAGUUGUCUUAUUAUUAUUAUGAAUGAUGUCGGUUUUCUUUUUUUCUAUUUCAAUGGUUGGCCGCAUCAAAACAUCUUAGAUCAGGGGUCUCAAAGUCCAGUCCUCUGGGGGGGUUGAUAUGGUCAGUUCAUCCUCACGUUCCGCAGGAGCCUGAUCGUUUGAAUCAGGUGUGUUGAACGAGGGAAACUUGGAAAACAUGCGGCCCCCCGAGGACUGGACUUUGAGACCCCUGUCUUAGAUGAAGGAGCUGCAUGUUGCCCAUUCACUUUAGGUUGCCCACUCCCCCCCACUUCACUCACUAUAACCACGACACAUGCUUUCGGUACGCAAUUGGCAUUUGCUUUGUUCAUUGUAGAGAAAUGUAAGGAGAGUAUAUCGGAGCAAAUAUAAAUAGAGGUCUAUCUCAAAGUCGAAUCUCAUUCUUAUUACGAUGCUACGAGCAGUACGCGUUACUUUGCCGAUGUGGUGUUCUUGUUUAUUUAUUUACAGACGAAUGGCCACCUUUGGCGUGGAAUACGAGAUGACGAGCGUCAUUUUCUUGUUGUUGUUGUUUUUCUGGCUUUUUGGUGCGGCUGCCGACGAGCAUCCAAUAAAGAGGAGCUUUCCAAACGAG
Molecule: messenger RNA, 4239 nt
Organism: Syngnathus typhle (broad-nosed pipefish)
Lineage: Eukaryota; Metazoa; Chordata; Actinopteri; Syngnathiformes; Syngnathidae
Product: protein sprouty homolog 3
Exons: 2
Coding region: 611-1519 (302 amino acids)
Biological process (GO): negative regulation of Ras protein signal transduction; negative regulation of MAP kinase activity; negative regulation of fibroblast growth factor receptor signaling pathway
Cellular component (GO): membrane; cytosol
Source: RefSeq, a predicted model, not a curated record